Molecule: messenger RNA, 1174 nt
Organism: Engraulis encrasicolus (European anchovy)
Lineage: Eukaryota; Metazoa; Chordata; Actinopteri; Clupeiformes; Engraulidae
Gene: ptmaa
Product: prothymosin alpha a
Exons: 5
Coding region: 133-447 (104 amino acids)
Biological process (GO): negative regulation of apoptotic process; positive regulation of transcription by RNA polymerase II
Cellular component (GO): nucleus
Molecular function (GO): histone binding
Source: RefSeq, a predicted model, not a curated record
GCUUGGAUUUGCCACUGGCGCUGAAGCCUUUUUUUUCUCACUUUUCUCCCCCCUCGCCCUCUAAGUACAUCUCCUCUGUUCGGAGAUUUUUGUCGCGAGACCCCACAACAGUUGAAACCUAAAAAGAAAAAAAUGGCAGACACUGAAGUGGACACCAGCUCGGAGAUCUCCGCUAAGGAUCUGAAGGAGAAGAAACAGGUGGAGGAGGCUGAGAAUGGGAAAGAGGCUCCCGCCAACGGCACCGCGGUGGAUGAGGAGAAUGGUGACAACGAGAAUGAUGUAGAUGAUGAAGACGAUGAUGUGGGAGAGGAAGAGGACGAGGAGGACGAUGGAGAGGGUGAGGACGAUGAGGAUGACGAUGAUGAGGGUGCCACAGGGAAGCGGGCGGCUGAAGAUGACGACGAUGAUGAGCCCGUGGGAACUAAGAAACAGAAGACUGAUGCUUGAGCUCCGUCCUGCUGCGGCUCCCCCAGCCCCCUCGGGAUAAGGGGGGAGGGGGGAGCAACUGCCCAUCACCAUCCUGUAGAGUCACCAUCCGUCCACACAUACACGCACACACACACACACACACACCUCGUGCAGACGUGUCCAUCACCGUUCAAACACACACAAACACACACACAGCGCAGAUUUUCUAGGAACAAGACUUGUCAAAGCUCUACCUUCUUACGAAAUACUUUAAAAGGAGAAUUUGUUUGUAUUUUUAUUUACAUUUUAUAUUUUUGUACAUAUUGUUAUGGGGUCGCUCACUAAGCGACCUCUGAUCCAGCUAGCGCUGCGUUGAAACCGUGGGCUCACCAUGAAAUAGGCUCUACUGUGGUUCGACUGCCUCACCCUCUCUCUCUCUCUCUCUCUCGACAGACACACACACAUCCACACACACCCCCGCGCGCGCACACACACACAUAUAUACGCACACACACAUUUGUACAAAAACUACGAGCGUUCCAUUCAAAGCAUUCCAGUACCGCAGUGUGUAAGACUUGUUUUUAGUUGUCCAUACGUAGCGGCGUGUGUGUACGUGAGCACACAGGUCAAAAGGGGAAAUGUUUCUUUGUUUGUUUCGUUAUUGUCGGGCCGCGCUGUCUCUCUCUCAGCGACCUGUUUCCAUGUAUGUGUGUGAAGGUUGUUUUACGACAAUAAACCCGAAUUUUAUUUUGUGAGUUCUUAAUGA